Heterostelium album PN500 is the source of this 282-nucleotide messenger RNA. RefSeq lists its product as uncharacterized. Bases 1 to 282 code for a protein of 93 amino acids. The record is from RefSeq and is a predicted model, not a curated record. Lineage: Eukaryota; Evosea; Eumycetozoa; Acytosteliales; Acytosteliaceae. The transcript has a single exon.
AUGAAUACGGUCCUACCUUUUAUUCAAAGUAUUGUAAAUGGAGUGGUUUCGAUAUUCAAUGGAGGAAAGAAAGUAAUGUACUUUGCCGAAAAAGUUUUUUACUAUCAAAACAAUCUUGGUGAAUUGAUCAAAUUGACUAGAGAACAAGUCGAACGAUAUUUGGAAUUCGUUACCAAAAAGUUUGAAGAGUUCACCAAUCAAAUCUAUGCUUUCACCUCAGAAAUGAUAUUAGAAGACAGCAAAAAAGAAAGAGAGAAUCAAUUGUUAUUAGAAAAUAAAUAG